Molecule: messenger RNA, 9315 nt
Organism: Corythoichthys intestinalis (scribbled pipefish)
Lineage: Eukaryota; Metazoa; Chordata; Actinopteri; Syngnathiformes; Syngnathidae
Gene: bbox1
Product: butyrobetaine (gamma), 2-oxoglutarate dioxygenase (gamma-butyrobetaine hydroxylase) 1
Exons: 8
Coding region: 101-1591 (496 amino acids)
Biological process (GO): carnitine biosynthetic process
Cellular component (GO): mitochondrion
Molecular function (GO): iron ion binding; gamma-butyrobetaine dioxygenase activity
Source: RefSeq, a predicted model, not a curated record
GGCUUGUUUGUUUUAAUCUGUCCUAUGUUCCCACCUAGAGAUAAUAAAUCACGUUAAAUGUUCAGUGGAUACAAAGGUUGAGGACAGAGGGGCACGAGUUAUGUCAUGUUGCGCAGCCUCCUCCCGCGACCUUUCACCUACUUUCUCUCACACUGACAGCAGACGUUUGUGUAGACGAACGCCAAAGCACGAGGACCGAGGACUUCUGAAUACAGUUGGUGGGCCUGUUUCAUUUAGAAGAGACGCUUGGAAAAUGUUGAGUACCCUGACCCGUUUUGCCCGGCCUGCGCUGCAGAGAUGCACCUCUUCCAUAGCUUGUCAGACUUUGGGAUUUUGUGGUAGACCAGAAAAGGUUUCACAUCCAGCACCUGCUUGCCUGACAUUUAUGCAGCUUCGUGGACACCAGACUUUGGGUUCAGCCUCCCUUUCAGUGGCCAGCCACUCUGUGAGACAUGCCCGGGCAUUAGAUGAAGAACGACUGGUGGAGGUUGAGUGGGAAGAUGGAGGGCAGAGCCUGUAUCCCUUCACGUGGCUUAGGGACAACUGCCAGUGCUCGCUCUGUACACUGCAAUCAGCUCAGGCCCGCAAACUGCUGAUGUCAGAUUUGGACAUACACACAGGCAUUCAUGCUGUGGAAGUUACCAAUGAUAGCAAGUUGUCCGUUGUGUGGCCUGACCAGCACACUAGUGUGUUUGACGCAGAAUGGCUAAAGAAACGCAGCUUUUCUCUUGAGGCCAGACAAAACAUGCAAGAAGAGCUCUUCUUAAAUGAGCGCUACUACUGGGACAGCAAGCUGCGUAUUCCCACUGGCAAUUACCAGGAUGUCCUUCAUGAUGAUAAAGCCGCGCUAGCGUGGCUCGUGGCGCUGAGGCGCAUUGGUAUCGUCUACCUGAAGGGGGCUCCGGCAGAGCAAGGCUGCGUGGGUAGACUCGCCGAGAGGAUCGGUUAUCUAAGACUGACAUUCUACGGGCAUACAUGGCAGGUUGUGGACAAGUACAUGGCAAACAAUGUGGCUUAUACUUCAGGGAAACUCAGCCUCCACACAGACUACCCUGCACUACACUUUGCACCAGGAGUGCAGUUCCUGCACUGUGUCAGCCAGGCCGAAGAGGGCGGCGAUAGCGAAGUGGUCGACGGCUUCCGCGCGGCUGAGCAGCUGCGGCGCGAGGACCCCGAGGCCUUCCGCACGCUGGCGUCGCUCCUGGUCGACUUCACAGACACAGGGACGGACUACUGCGAUUUCAUGCUGCAGUCCAAGAAGAGCAUCAUUGACAUUAAUGAGCAGGGUCAAGUUGUGAGGAUAAACUACAACAACGCCACCAGGGAUUCGGUGCUUGACCUGCCCCUUCAUCAGGUUCAGCCCUUCUACAGAGCCCUCAAGGCCUUUGUGAACAUCAUGACGCGACCUGAGAAUGUUGUCACCUUCAAGAUGGAGCCAGGCGAUAUUGUGACUUUCGACAACUGGCGCCUGCUGCACGGCCGCAAGAGCUACGUGAGCCGGCCGGAUGGGGCGCGACACCUUGAAGGCGCCUACCUGGACUGGGACGAAGUCAUGUCUCGCCUCCGAAUACUCCGCAGCUCCGUAAACUAGGCCGACGUCGCACACGCAGUUAACCGUCUGAGGGUCAAGCGGCGAUAAUCCAUGACAGGUCGACUGAAUCUCUAAUUGGAGGAGUUCCAGCUUUAUCCUCCUUUUUUUGCAACACGCCAAUGCAACUAUUUAUUAACUAAUUUUAAAAGGCAAUCGUUGGGGGGAAAAAAAAUCAAAGUGAAUCACCUUACGAGUAAAUUUUAUAUUUAGUGGUUUUUUUUCAUCUGCCAUGCCAUGCUUGGAUUCUGUUUGAAGUGAGGUGCAAAGGGAAUGGAUUUCUUCUCCCACCUGAAGGAAGCAUUACGUGGAAACCAAAUUCAUCACAACAUGGUUUAACCCUUUCAUUCACGAAUUAUGAUUUUUUUUUUUUUUUUCAUAAAUAUUUUUGUUUACAUUCAUAUAGGACAGGGGUUUCACACUUAGGACUGAUGGGACAAUAUUUUGCAGCUCCCGUUUUGACAUCUAAUUGUAAUAAUAGUGUUGCCAAUUUCGCGAUGGGCGGGCAAUAAACUUUAAAUGAAUUAAUUAAUUAAAGGAUCCAUUUUGGGGAAAAAUCAAUUAUAUAAAACUAGUACUGUAUUUUCCACACUAUAAGGCGCACCUAAAAGCCUUCAAUUUUCUCAGAAGCCAACAGUGCACUUUAUAAUCCAAUGCGCUUUGUAUAUGGCGGAAAACACUCAGGUGACUUGAAGUUCUGCUCUGACACCCCCAAUUUGGCCAAAUUUCAAAAUUGUCCGAUAUGCACGUGUGAUACAUCAUUGGAAAGCUUAAAAUCUCGAUUUUCUAGGGAGAAGAAAAAUUUUGAACAGGGGGGCAUUUAAAAAAAAAAAAAAUUUUUUUUAAAUAAACAGCAAAGCCCUAAAUGAAGGUGAAAGCAUGAGAAAGCAGAAUUAAAGACGCCACGAUUUUAACGAGAUAUUUUCGCGUACUUACCUUGUUUCAAUCCAAAAACUCAAUGUUGCUUGUAUCACCGUGUGAAAAGACACAGAUGUGAAUGGCCAGGAUUUUGGGGGGAUUUUAUGGGUGAAACAUGGUAAUAUAACAAAGGUCGCGAUACAGAAAUCGCAGACAUCAAGGAGUGGUCGAGAUGUUCUUUUUCAUAUAUUUACCCUUAUAAAUGUUUUUUUUUUUUUUUCUUCUUCAAAUUUUCUUUGUUUGGAUCAAUUAUUUAUAAUCUAAAAUAUUGGGGAAAAUGCGAUGGUAACAAAAAAUACAAUUAAGCGAAGCCUUUUUACAGACACCAUUUUUAAAAUUGUGGCGUAAUUUGUUUAAAAGUUAUGAAUAUGCGAGUAAGUAAUAUUUUAAAGUGCUUUUUUUUUUUUUUUUUAAACUAAAUAUUACAUAAUAAUGAUUCUAAGCUAAAAAUGACAGCCGUUCUGAAUAAUGAAUAUAAUUAGUGAGCUUCUUUUUAUGGCUGGGUUGAAACAAGCGGUUGUGCAACGUCUGUAAACGGGGGUUGCCAGGGUAAAACGGACAAAUGUGAAAUUUUUAUCGAUUAACGGUGCACAUUUGAGACCUUGUCACCUGGGGAGUUAAUUGGAUUCUCCUCAAAAUAGGUGUGACUGUUAAUGAGACAUAUGAGAUCUUAGGUUUUCAAAAUGGUGAGUUUUCAUUCACGGACCUGACCUGGGCAGCGUACCAUGACGUCCGAGUUGCGCCACACUGCGAGGGCCCGUUCAGUACUGCUUGCAGGCCUAGUUGUUAUUCAGAUUUUUAUAAUUUAUUUGUUUUGCUCUGUGUAAUUGCUCUUUGCAAUAGUACCAGCAGUAUUUGUUAAGGAUUUUGUGUAGGUUUGCGGGCUGAGGAACAAAUUAAUGCAAUUAUUAUGUAUUUUUCUGGGAAAAUCCUGCUUGACAUACGACCAUUUUGACUUACAAACAAGAUCCUGGAACAAAUAAAUUUCGUAUGUAGAGGUACCACUGUAUGUGAAAAACAUUUUAAAAUAGACCAUUCAUUCAAGGUGUGCGUUAUACCCUAGUGUGCCUUAUAGUGUGGAAAAUACAGUAAUAAGUGUAAAAAAAAUGUUUUUUUUAAAACGGCCAUGAAUACUAAAACAUUGGAAUAAUUAUAAAUAAAAGUAAUUUAAAAAUUUAUAUAAAUUGAAAUCAAUAAAGAGAAAUUCAAAUAAAUGUGGCCCAUGUGAUUGUAUUUUGCUCUGGCAAUUUUGAUAUAUAUAUAUAUUUUUUUAUAAAUCUCUUGUGAGCUCACAUGGCUUAACUCUUUGGCUGCCAUUGAUGAUGGCAGUGGACAUCCAAUCCAUUUUAUCUGAGAAGCACUGGAAGUAAUCAUUCAAAUGCUUCCAGUCCCUCCCAGUUGAAAUGGAUUGGACGACUAUUGCCGUCAUUAGGUGUUUAUAACAUCAGUUUCUGUCCUUUAUGAACUACUACAACACCUGUCCAGUGAAUGAGUUAAGAUAAUUGUAACUUUUGAAUAGGUGUUCACAGUAGUGGUAAGGUUAAAUUGCCAAACUUGUUUUGACAUACUUUAUCCCAAAAGAUGGAUUUUCUUCUCACACCCAUGAUAUGCUAUUUUUGACUUGGACCUCACAUUAUUUCUCUGCUUUGUGUAUAUAAACUCCAUUCUUUUUCAUUACUUACCGUUUGUAGACAAUGCCGCCUUAUAACUUUCACCUGACAUGCUAUUUAUUCUUCUGUUAAACAGUACAGUAACCGCAAUGAUUUAUUUGCUCCAAAAAGGUUGGAUAUUUCAAAUGUGAUCCUGUGCCUUUUUUUUUUUUAAACCCUCUUUCAGGGGUUUUAAUUAAGAUGCAAAAUUGCUUUCAUGAAAUGAACGCUAAGGGCUUUGUUUUCGUGCCUGGCACAAAACUAAGCAAAACGAGGUGAAGAGGUGUUUAAAGUGCCUAUGACAGCAAAAAGCAUGUUUAUUUAAUAUUUCACGCUAUAUAUCAUGCUCCUGAAUGAAGUGGACCGCUUGGAUGUGUGUGGAAGCGAUUGAUUUAUAUAUUAAUUUUUUUUUUUUUUUUUUUUUUUUUUUUUUUUUAAAACCUGUCCUGUUCAGCUGUUUGACACAGAGAAUGGAAGUCUAAGUGCCCGGAUUCUGAACAGUUUUAAUGUUUCACAUGGAGAGUCUGACAUACUCCCAUUGUGAUCAUUCAAAAUACCUUUUUAUUAUGACAAAGCAGCGAACAGGAAGGGAUUAUGGGGGGACAGAAGAAAAGAAAUACAAGAGAAGAAAGAAAAGAAACACAUACACAAACAACAACAAGAAAUACAUUGAACAUCUAAACUAGUUACUAAUAUGCUGGUGCUAUCGUCAGCGAGAUGUAUUUCCGGUUUACACCAUGUGGGGGCCAAUUGGCCAGUGAAAGAGGAGAAUGGGGGUGGGGGUGUCUAUAAGACUAUAAGCUAAGUGAUUGAAAGGGGUAGAGUGUACACAAAUCAGUUCUGUGAUCUAGAACCCAGUAAUCGUGUGAAUCUCUUAUGAGUGUAAGCCCGUUGGCGACCAACCCUACGCCGCCGCAUCGCCAAUCCCGGCACCGGAACCCCCAACCCGAGCAUGCCCUACCACAUCCAGCAGCACGCAAGCCCCACCGGGCGCGCGACAGCCAUGCAGACGGGCGGAGAGACCGCGCGGGCGCCAACCCAGGGCCACGGCCCCCACCCAGCCAGCCCGGGGAGGGAGGGCGGGCGGGGGGGUUGGGGGGGCCAUGCGCAGCCCAUAUUAAAUUUUUUUUAAUCCCGCGCCAUGAAAAUGAGUGACUUCUGGAUUGAGAAGGAAUGCGGAUGUGACGUCACCCGGGUCAGUAUCUCAAUAUACAUACAGCAUUGCUUUAUAGCAUGCAGAUGGACUGCGGAUUCAUCUAAUUUAGCGGAUUAAUUCGGGUUUUUUUUGGUUUUUUUUUUUGCCAAAUGUGCUGCAGGUUUUUGUUAAUGCACCACGGAGAAGUAUGGGAGGUUUUUUGGGUUUAAAAAAGUUCCCGUUCGGUGCGAAGAUUGGCCAAAACAAGUCAGACAACUGUGGGACCUUUGGACUUAAGAGGAAGUGUGUAAACUACAUGUUUUGUAUUGUGUCAAAUACUGGGAACAUGGCACAAGUUUUAAUAAGGAGGUGGCUUGCAUUUUGUGGCUGACAAUGCUCCUUGUCCACCGACAAGGUGCCGAUGACCGGCAGCUUGUCGCACAACCCCCUCAGUUCUCUUCGCGUGCCCGCCGAGAUCGCGCUUUCUUCGGCUAAUGCUCGUGCAGCCCCCCGCUCGUCUGCUGUUCUCCAUAUCGUCCGUGUGCCCGGCAAUAGACCACUAUUCUCGGGCUGGGCUAGGGCAGCUACACGCUCCUCUGAGUCGGCAGGUUUGUCUGGCAGUCAUUCUCCAGCUUGUUCCCCUGCAACGAGCACUUCUGUCCGCACCACGGGAACGUCAAGCUGUUAACUUGCUCACUGCCGGGGGGGUUGGCAAUCGGUGAAAAUGAUCGACAACCCUGCCGCCGUGUGACAUGAUGGCAAGAAUAAGACUUGGAAACGCCACUCGGUUCGGGUUAGCAUGUCGGCUAGCUCUCACGCCUCCUGUUUUGUUUACUCUAUCUGAAGCCAGGACAGAGAAAUGACAAAAGCCGGACUAUCUCCGGUGGCAUAAAAUACUGUUCGGGAGGUGCAAGAAGUCGACAGUUUUGACCAUCAUGCAGUAAUUUUGCCCUGUCGUACUGAAUAAAUGCAUUUUUAAUAUUUCAUAUUCCAUUUACCACAAGACUGUUAUUGGUCAUGCCUAUGCCAUUUAUUUAGCAAUUGGGGAAAAAUACUUUCCUGUAAAAAUAUUGGAGUACAAAGAUUAAAACAAUUAGAUUUUGUUGCUGUCUUCGUCGCAUUUUCCCCAUUCAGAAUCUUUCCCCUCAAUGGGCUGAAUUCUAAAUCAGACGAAAUCGUGACCCUGCCGACGUCACUCACCAGCUGAGGACACUAGAGCGGUAUAAUGACAGGCAUUGCUAAACGGCAGAUUAAAAGACUAAUUUCUCAUCAUCUGCGCUUUGCCAAAUUGUUGUACAUAGUUGAAUAGUCUCAAAAUAUGAUUCUAAUUCACAUAAUAAUGCUAUUUAAGUUUUUUUUUUUUUUUUAUGCGGUCACAGGCACUUUAAGUUGUUUUGGCGUUUUCACAGAUGCACACAAGCCAAAACGGGGAGGGGGGGGUGAAAAAAGGGGCAGUGUGCACUACACUCGCCGCUAAUCAAAGCAGCUCUUCCAUUCCCUUUAAAUAUAUCACUUAUUUCAAAGAUAACCAUAGCAUUGGCAUUUAUUUUAAUCCAUAUGACAAAUGAAAAUGGAAAGCAGGCAGCCUCAUUAAAUGAGCUAGUGAAAACUGUUGAUUUAAAUGUUGUACGUUUGCACGUUAAAAAAAACUUUACAGCAGUUUUGCCUUAUGUACUUUUUCCCCACUCAAAAAUAAAUAAAAAAACACAGGGCUCAAUUAUGGACGACUUUAUUUGCUGGCUAGAGCUGUACAUAUUCUAGAAAUACUCCAAUUACUAGAAUACUCACACAUGGCAUUUAUUUCCUCACAAGACAGUAGUCAGUCAAAACCGUGACAACAAAGACCCACUAAGGUUCAAAGCUUUGUCCCAGUCACACAUUGAAUUUUGGAUUCAGGCUUAUUGUGAUAGAUGAGGUGAAUUAAAUGUAAUUGUAUACAGAUGUUUGCCAACAACUUAGGAUCGUACCAAUGUAUUGCUGGAUGUGGAGGAACUACGUUAAAGCCCAAAGAGCACAUACACACAGUUGAAUGUACUAGAAUUUUUACCAUUUCGAGACAUCUAACACUCAAAAGUUGUCAUUCCAACAGUGUUCAUUUUUCAGUAGUUCUUAGAUAAUUCAUCAUUCAUGAACUAUAAUGAACACUGUAUUGUGUCCACACACUAUUAUGAAUGAGAGAGCUGAUGCGAGUUGCCUUUGAAGGUCACAUUCACAACUUGAUGCUUCUCAGUAGCAUGACCAAUCUAGCAAAUGAUUACAAGGUUCACACAUUGAAGAGACAAAACACAUUCACGUCACACUGACGUCAUUGUCACGUCAAUCGAAGGGUGGGAUACAAAAUAAAAGCUCUCACUGACAUUGUUCAUCCUGUAAUAAGAAACAAUUUGCACAUUUAAGCAAUAUUUAUGGGUAUUACUUGUUUAGAAAUAUACAGCAAUAUGUAUAUAUUAAAUAAAUACUAUAUAUAUAUAUAAAUAUAUAUAAUAUUUAUUCCUGAAUGUUCUUAACAUGCAAUUCAUCAAGAGCAGAACACAGACAGGAAUAGAGCGAACUAGAACAGCAAUUCAGCCGAUGGACUGAGCUAAGAUCAUAAGACUACUUAUUUUUCUCCCCUCAGCAUCGCAUGACGCGGUUAUUCAUUUACACGUUUGCAGAGAGUGACAGCACAAUAAAAGAAGCACACUGUUGCAAUAAAUUCUAGGAGGGGAGGACUUGGUGCACGGGACCUGCAUGCACUGGCUUCACCUAAGGAACAUCUGCCCGGAGAGCAGAAGAAGACACAAACGGACGAGGACAAACUUCCCAUGAACGAAUAUUUACAGGACAUAACAGAGCACUAAAACAGGUCAAUAUUUACACUCAUUUGUGUGCUCCCAUGUCACUGAGGGAUUGUCUGAGGUGUUGGAACUCAAGUCGAGGCACAUGGAGGAGGCGUGGGAGGGUGCACUAGCUUGGGAGGGGUCGUGGCGAUAGAAUCUUGGCUUUUCCGUCCGUCUCCUUUCCCUUGACAGCUGCCACGUAGGAGAAAAGGCAGAGGACCGAGUAACAGAUCUGAUGUGCCUGCGGGAGAAGAGGCGGACGGUGAAAAAAAGCUCAUUUCAUAUCAUAAGUAACUCAUGAAAAAAGGAUAUAAGGUGACAUUUCAGGAUCGACCUAGUUGGUUUUAUGGUCCACAAGUUAUUUAAUAUAUUUUAUCAUAGACUUCAUGAUGGUACUGACGGGUCAGAUUGGUCAUGCACUGUGCCUCGCAUUUAAGUAGGGGGCCGCUCAUAUCAAGAGGAGCUAUUCACAAACACGCACGCAGCGAUCUAACGCUGGAUUUCUGUCAAAAAAGUACGAAAGCUGUACCGCAAACAAACAGGGAGAAUUGUCUCAGGAGUGAUUUGUUCGAGGAUUCGAGGUAAUUUGUUGUACCAUGCAUGGAUUUUGAAACCUGGAAAAAAAAUCAAUGGGAGAAAUUAGCUGCUUCUGCAUUAGCAUCACAGUUUGCAAUAUUAGCAUAAAAUUUGCUUUUAACCAAGAAUCGAGACUGUUUUACGUCCAUAUCGAUAAAAAAUUCAGGGAUUUAAGCAUUUAUUUCCAAGAAUUUUCACCGGAAAAGCUCUGUUUACAUAAGGCGGCCGCUAGCUACAUUCACUAAGAGACUAGCAUUGUACUUGGAUAUAUUUACGGAAAAUAAAUGCACGUUUUUUUUUUUUUGUUUUGUUUUGUUUUUUUUUGCCUUUAACUAAGAAUCGAGACUGUUUUACAUCCAUAUCUAUAAAGAAUUCGGAGAUUUAAGCAUUUAUUCACAAAAAAUUUCACUGGAAAAGCUCUGUUUACAUAAGGCGGCCGCUAGCUACAUUCACUAACAGACAAGCAUUGUAAGUCGACAUUAUUACGUAAAAUAAAUGCUAACUGCAGGAUUUUUUUUUUUUUUUUGCUUUCACCAAGAGUCUAGACUGUUUUACAGUCAUAUCGUUGAAGAAUUCGGGGAUUCAAGCAUAUAAAAGCAUAUAAAUUAUAUAUACAGUGGGGCAAAUAAG